This is a messenger RNA of Uncinocarpus reesii 1704, 1464 nucleotides long. Its product is annotated as cAMP-dependent protein kinase type 2. The transcript is spliced from 4 exons. Gene Ontology annotation, molecular function: ATP binding; cAMP-dependent protein kinase activity. Lineage: Eukaryota; Fungi; Ascomycota; Eurotiomycetes; Onygenales; Onygenaceae. Gene Ontology annotation, biological process: peptidyl-serine phosphorylation. The coding region runs from base 1 to 1464 and encodes 487 amino acids. Gene Ontology annotation, cellular component: nucleus; cAMP-dependent protein kinase complex. The record is from RefSeq and is a predicted model, not a curated record.
AUGCCGACUUUUGGGGGCCUACUCAAGAAGCGGCGGACGAAGGAAUCCAGAGGAUCAAAAGACUUGCAAUCAACAGCCUCCUCUGGCACUGAUUCGGCAUCAGACCCCUCCGCGAGCUCUCAAGUCAGUUCGCCCCAGCGCGUCCGGCCUUCGACUCCCCUCACGACUUCCACCUGCCCUCCUGCUGCUGCCCCGCCCAAGCGACCCAUUGACGCCGGGACGUCCAACGCUACACAACCGGAUCCUGCCCCUUUUGCAACCCCAGACGUCCGUGCGGGUGCUACGGGAGAGAGCACCUUGCGUCCCCAGAUGAACUCACAACACCUUCAGCAUCCCUCGUCGCCGCUCCCGGGGGCUUCCCCGCAGCCACUCUCGCCGCAACACCACCAAAAUGUCGCAAGUAUUAAGAACAUCAUAAACCCGCCGCAACACGAAGAUGGGGUUCCUCACGAUGGCCACUUUGUGUCUCAGCAGCCGAUUCGCACGGCCCAGAGGCAAUUGAAGGGAAAAUACUCGCUCAACGACUUCACGUUGCGCCGCACACUGGGGACGGGCAGUUUCGGUCGAGUACAUUUGGUUCAGUCAGUGCAUAACCAACGGUAUUAUGCUAUAAAGGUCUUGAAGAAGCAGCAGGUGGUGAAGAUGAAGCAGGUUGAGCAUACUAAUGACGAGCGAAGAAUGUUGGAAAGGGUGAAGCAUCCGUUUCUAAUUACCCUUUGGGGCACCUUUCAGGAUGCCAAGAAUCUCUAUAUGGUCAUGGAUUUCGUAGAGGGCGGGGAGCUCUUUAGUUUACUGCGCAAGUCGCAGCGGUUUCCAAAUCCAGUUGCGAAGUUCUACGCCGCCGAAGUUACACUUGCGCUCGAAUAUCUACAUUCCCAGAAUAUCGUCUACAGAGAUUUGAAGCCUGAGAAUCUACUCCUCGAUAGACAUGGUCACCUCAAAAUCACAGACUUUGGUUUCGCUAAAGAAGUCCGAGAUAUAACAUGGACGCUCUGUGGCACACCAGACUAUCUUGCACCGGAAGUGGUUUCGUCGAAGGGGUACAAUAAGUCAGUGGACUGGUGGUCGCUUGGGAUCCUCAUAUUUGAAAUGCUUUGCGGUUUCACUCCCUUCUGGGACAGCGGGUCCCCCAUGAAAAUAUAUGAGAACAUUGUCCAUGGCCGAGUUAAAUAUCCUCCUUUUCUAGUUCCCGAUGCUAGGGAUCUUUUAUCACAACUAAUCACACCUGAUCUUACGAAACGGCUGGGAAAUUUGCGUGGUGGGCCUGAGGAUGUCAAAAAUCAUGCGUGGUUCUCCGAAGUUACCUGGGAUCGAUUGGCAAGGAAGGAUAUUGACGCUCCGUAUAUUCCUCCGGUCAAAGCUGGACAAGGCGAUGCCAGCCAAUUCGAUACCUAUCCCGAGGAGACAGAGCAAUACGGCUUGCCAGCCAACGAUGAGUUUGGCCACCUUUUCCAGGAGUUUUGA